Marmota flaviventris (yellow-bellied marmot) is the source of this 521-nucleotide messenger RNA. Lineage: Eukaryota; Metazoa; Chordata; Mammalia; Rodentia; Sciuridae. The record is from RefSeq and is a predicted model, not a curated record.
GUUCGGGAAGCUAAUGACUAUGACUGCCCGUUGAUGUCCUUACGCUUCUGCGUUAUCAUCGGACUACUUGGGGCCAUCUACUGCCUCACAGUUUCAGCAGAAGGACUCAGAAUUGGACCCAAAUGCUCAAUGAAUGGCGUGUGGGGCUAUUACUUCCAACGAGAUGAAUACUUGAGCUACCCUGAUGACUGGAAUUUCUGUGAGGAGCCAUCCAAUGUGGUAUCCUGGAAUGUGACACUCUUCUCCUUGCUGGUGGUUGCAUCCAGCCUGGAGAUCCUCCUGAGUUGCAGCUACUGUUUUUGGCUUUUAUGAACCCAGCUAAUUCUAUCUUAAGAUUGGGAGCCAUCUCCUCACAAAGUCAUAAAAAAUUUAAUUUCUGUUUUACUAUAAAUUACUAUGCUUUCUAAACUGGUUUGGCAUUCCAGCCUGUGCCUGAACUCACAAAUGCCUGGCUUUCCCUGAUCAGAUAACAACCCUCUCUGAAACCUCAGCGGUGCCUCAUAAAUUCUGAUGUUGUGAUC